Funneliformis caledonium is the source of this 808-nucleotide messenger RNA. Lineage: Eukaryota; Fungi; Glomeromycota; Glomeromycetes; Glomerales; Glomeraceae. The record is from the annotation of a GenBank genome assembly.
AUGACCACCGCACAGUCCGCACAAUUAUUGGCUUUUUAUCAUGUCACUGCGAUUGAAGAUUGGACGUGCUAUAAUGUAACAAAUUAUUAUAAUGCGAAAAUGGAGCAAAAAGAAAGAAAGAAAAUACUAGACCGUAUAAAGAAAGACCUUCAGACGGUGGAAGAAUCUAAUUUAUUUGACGUGUUGAGAAAGAGAAAAGCUCGAGAAAUCCUCGAUGACUGGAAGUGUUCGACACUUAGUGCAAGCUGGGACUAUUCGUCUGAAGGAAUGACCUCCAACAGUGAUGAACUAUUCGUUCGACGCUUAGCGCAAGCUGGACUAUUCGUCUGCAGUGAUUGGGUUUCAUCGAGGAGUUUAGAAAAUGGUUCGGAUAAUGCAUUUGUGAAUGUUGGGCAUUUGCAUGUAAAUCAACUAAAUCAACUUGCAACUGGAAGUUGCGCGACAUUGCAUGACAACCGUUGCAUGAAGCAUCAUCGAGAUUCGAAUAAUGAAGAGGAAAUACCAAGUACUGAAGAAGUUACGGCUCCAUCAAAAAAGAUCAAAACUACUAUUGAAGAUGGCGAGAGACGAACUCCAUCAGAACGAAUCGUAGAAGAUAAACCAUCGGGCUCAGCUGAGGAAGUCUCUCCCGAUAAAGAGGGUGUAGAGUCAGAUAAUGUGGAAUUUACAGAUUCUUCACUUUCGAAUGAAUCAAAAAAGUCGUCGAAGAUGAUCCUCUCGUGGAAGCACGUUGCUGAGAAAAUUAUAAUUGAUCGUAGUUCGGACCAUGAUUGGAUCAUGAAUGGAUAUAAUAUUUCAGAAGACUUUC